AUGAAGUUUCGUGCUAAGACGACUUCAAAAAACUUGGGCAAGUUGAUGAAAAACGGUAGAGCGGCAACAGCUCAUCCCACAACUAACAAGGAAGAGAGAAACAACGGCACUAUUGCUGAAUAUACCGCUGAAAACAGAGAGGCCAGGAUCGGAGAAGAAUUGGCUCAGUUGGAUACGGAAUCAUUCGAAAGACUUCUUCAAGACGCUGCAACUUCAAAGACUAAUUUGCUGAAAGAAGAUUCGUCUGAAGAGGAUCCAGCAGUAGUCGCCUCUAUAAUGGGUCUCAUCGAUGGAGGCAAGGAUCGUCGUCUGAAUACCGCGACAGAGCAUAAUGACACCAUAAGCACCAAACCACCUGUCAAGUUCGACGAGAUUAUCGAUUUCAUCGAUGAUGGAGCUGAAGAAAUUGUAACCGAAAAACCAUCACCAGCAAUGUCCAAUAAGGAGCCAGUGCUCGUCAAUAUGAAACUACCAAUUUGCGGGAAUCCUGUUACUGAUUUGGACAAAAUGAAUGGUUCGAACAACGACACAAUCGCGGGGACUGACCAGGAUAUGGUUUCUCGUAUGGAAAUGGGUGAAAACUUACAACAUUUCACUCAAGAAAAAAAUGCGGAUGUUUUGGAUAUGGAAAAGGUGGAUAAAAGCCAGAAAAACAUAAAAUGUGACGAGCCGGAACAGCUGCAGUAUCUAAAACUUAAAGGACUUCAAGAGUUUGAAAAGUUUGACAAUGUACUUGGGCCAGCUUCGAGAGGAGAAUUCGCUUCAUUCCACCAAAACAUGUCACCUGCUAUAUCCUCUGAACUGGGAGUUAUUAAUCCACUGAGCACCUUUAACUUUAACACGUUCCAAACUUGUACUCCUAACGGUCGUCUUUUACCGGCGGUACCACGCAAGUUCUUCUCUCCUAUUGAAGGUGUUCCGGUUGUCAGAAAUCGUCCACCACCACAAAAAGGCCCUUACACUUUCAUGCUGCACACUGUUUCCAAUAUUUUGAACGUAAAUGAGUACUCGAACCGGAAUGUUCACUCGUCACAUUCUUCGAUAUCACCGCAGUCGGUUUCUCGAAGCGGUCACAUAGAAUCGGCGAGUCAGAAGAAACGCAACAAAUUGAAGGCUAGAAGAGCUGCUACUGCUGUCUCAGUAGCAGGAGGUGAAGAAAUGAAUAGUAGCGUUGAAGACGACGGCAAGGAGGAUAUUUUGGACGUAGAAGAGAAGGAGAACAUUGAUGAUGAUGAUGGGUUAACUGAAGAAGAACUAGAGGCUCGUCGUAAUAAAAACAGAAAGGACAGAAAUAAGAAAAAGGCUAGAAAAGAAGCAAAGGCUGCUGAAGAAGCAAAGGUUGCUGAAGAAGCAAAGGUUGCUGAAGCGAAGGCUGCUGAAGCAGAGAAACUACGAAAAAAACAAGAAGCAGGAGUAUCGCCCAAUAGUGUUCGUGGAAAUCAAAUCAGCGGUCGGAGUUCUGUCGCGUGCGCAUUUCACUCAUCUUGGAGAUCAGCGCCGAAUCUUCUAAAACAUCCCAUGAUGGCAUCGCUCGAUACAUCUACAUCAUCUUCACUUCACUGUAUCCAACCUAACAACGUUGCCGAUUCGGAACUACCGGGCAAAGCUCCGGUCCGAAUUCACGACGAUUUCGGUGACGACGCGCCACCUCCAGCAAAACUUUCGCAGCGUCAUCAACUCGCGCGUUUCAUGAAUGCUGAACAGCUUGGAAUCAGUGAAAAGAUUAAUUUCUGCAACAUUCUCGGUCUUCCUCCAUGGAGUUUCUUCACUAUUGGAUCCACAUCGCAAGAUGAGCCGCAAAAGAAUCACCAAAAUGGUGGUCGUCGUUCUAAUGGUGCCGGCGCUGGUGGUAAGAAUAAGAGAAACGGGAAAAGUGUGAGCUCGGAGUACACAGUCGGAAUUAAUGCGAAAAAUGAUAAUAAUAAAGGAAAUACUCCUGCAGGAUUCGGUAUUAUAGAUGGGACUGCACCGAAUACGUUGGAGGAAAUCUUGAAAGAUCUUGGCAUCAACGACAUUUCAGAACUGACCGAGAAUCCUGGAAAAAAGCACAAAAAAGGAAACAACAGUAAUAACGGCGCGAAAAAGAACAAUAAGCAGCAACAGAACCAUAAGAAAGAGGAACAGCAGAAAGAAGUUGCUCGGUCGCCUCCAUCUGACAACGAGAGCAUUUCGAUCGACUCCGGAGCGGACAAAAGCAAAAAGCCACUGCAAGGAGGUGGAAAGAAGAUGGAUGAAGGAGCCGUUGCUGCUUCGAUCACAAAGCGUUGUUCAUCUGGAGUCGGUCAACAAUCAGAAGAGGACGAUGAUCAAUCAUAUGUUUCCGCACAGGAAAACCUUGGAGGCUCAAACAGCCGUCUGUCGACUCCACCUACCGAAUUUGUCGAUGCUCGUCAGUCUCGUGAUGAAGUAAUUGACAAUGUGAUGCUUGAUCCAAACAACUACCGUGACGAUGAAGACGUCGAAUCGCUUGCCAGGCAACUUCAAAAAGAAGAGGAUGAGUUCAUCACCGUCGGAAAAAAUAAAAAGAAAAACAAGAAACAGUCAUCUGUUCAAGAAAAUGUAUCUGCUUCUUCAACAGCAUCCUCUUCUUCACCGCCAAAUCGCCGUAGUGCUCAGCCUGAUACUCGUGCCACGUCCACAACAAAUUCGAUUCACGCUUCCCCUGCUUCGGGUAAUAAUCAACCACAACAUCAUCAAAACCAAAGAGGCAACAACCGCCCGGUUGCCCAUCCAACUACUCUCGGUGAUUUCAUGGAGACGACAAAGAAAGAGACUCAUAAGAAUGUGAAGCACAAGAAGAUUUCUCCUUCUACGAGCACAGUUCCUCAGAAAAAACAACCAUCCAUCGAAGAGCCUACUCCCAGCUCUCCAACAUUUGUGGACGCUCUCGAAGCACCGAUUUCUAUCAACACGGCUCCCGCUUUCUCGUAUGCCGAUGCUGCUAAGAAGACAUCUGGCGAAAACACCCCUACUCACGAAAUGUCACCAGUGCCGCUUUCAACCAACACCAACUCUGCAACAACAUCCAACAUGGAUCAAUCAUCAUCUUCGCACCCACAAACUAGUGAACCUUCUAAAGAGAGCAAGUCGGGGGAACCUUUGCCACCACGGGCAUCUCCUGUUUCUUCUAAAAAGUUCGUCGCGACAGCGUCUUCCGCCGUACAGCUACCUCCAUCGUCUGCGGUCGCUGCCACUUUUGAUAUCUCUUUUGGAUACGAAGAAACUCCAGAAGACAAACAGAAGCGCCAACAAAAAGAGACAAAGGUCGUUACGCCGCCACCUCAAAAACCUCAGAAGCCAACUCGAAUGAACGGGGUCGACUUGCUAAAAUCGUUCACUCAACUUGACGAAGCUGGCAUCAAGAAAGAAGAUAACUUGCAGGAGAUGCCUAAAAAUGGGUCGAGAGAGGCUAACGUUCUAGAUAAUGAAAUGCUCGCUCUCUGGGAAACUCGUUGGAACGUGUACACUAACACUGGAACCAAGCCAAUCGUGUACAAACCGUCGCAGAAGAAGUGA
This is a messenger RNA of Caenorhabditis remanei, 3516 nucleotides long. RefSeq lists its product as uncharacterized. The record is from RefSeq and is a predicted model, not a curated record. The transcript is spliced from 18 exons. Lineage: Eukaryota; Metazoa; Nematoda; Chromadorea; Rhabditida; Rhabditidae. The coding region runs from base 1 to 3516 and encodes 1171 amino acids.